Drosophila arizonae is the source of this 1769-nucleotide messenger RNA. It is a transcript of the gene Gr28a, whose product is annotated as Gustatory receptor 28a. Gene Ontology annotation, cellular component: axon; neuronal cell body; membrane. The record is from RefSeq and is a predicted model, not a curated record. NCBI's taxonomy places the organism in Eukaryota, Metazoa, Arthropoda, Insecta, Diptera, Drosophilidae. Gene Ontology annotation, biological process: male courtship behavior; chemosensory behavior; sensory perception of taste.
UAUAUUUCGUAAAUAACUUGUUGCACUUGCUAAGCAGCACCUGACGCUAUGCUACGCAUUUAAGCGUAAUUAAAUAUUUACCGAUAUUGAUAUUAGCUUAUUAAGCCGUCCAGUUGUCCAAACGACUUCUGUUCCAGUUACGCUAACGAUGCUGACAUAUGACCCAGCCUGACGACCUACAGCAAUUUCGCAUUUAGUUAGCGGCGAGCGCGCGAGGUGACCUAACGUGGAUUCGCGACACGGCAGACCAAACUUGGAUUCGAUAUGGUUUUGAAGGUGUUGAAGCGCAUGUCACAGGCGGAUAAUGUAUUCCAAUCGCUGCGUCCGCUCACCUAUAUAUCGCUGGUGGGCCUGGCACCGUUCCAGCUGAACCUCAACUCGGACAAGGAGGUGCACACUUCGUCGUAUUCCUUCAUAGCUGGCAUUGUGCACUUCCUCUUCUUUGUGCUGUGCUUUGUGGCAUCCAUACGCGAGGGCGACUCCAUCAUCGGCUACUUCUUCCAGACGAACAUCACCAAACUGGGCGAUGGCACACUGCGCCUCACUGGCAUCAUAGCCAUGUGCACCAUCUUUGGAUUCGCUAUGUUCAAGCGCCAGCGGUUAGUCAGCAUUAUACAAAACAAUAUCAUCGUGGACGAGAUCUUUGUGCGCCUGGGCAUGAAGCUGGACUAUCGCCGUAUCCUCCUCUUCACCUUUCUCAUCUCCAUGGGCAUUGUGAUCUUCAACGUUGUCUACAUGUGUGUCAGCUAUGGGCUGCUGGUCAGCGCCACCAUUUCGCCAUCCUUUGUCACCUUCACGGCAUUCGCGCUGCCCCACAUCAAUAUCAGCCUAAUGGUCUUCAAGUUCCUCUGCACCACCCACUUGGCCCAGAGUCGUUUCAGCAUGGUGAAUGAGAUUCUCCAGGACAUUCUGGAUGCUCACAUUGAGCUGAACAGCGCUUUGGAGCUGUCGCCCAUGCAUUCGGUGGUGAACAAUCAUCGGUAUGCGCAUCGGCUGCGUAAUUUGAUCAGCACACCCAUGCAGAGGUACAGUGUUACCUCGAUAAUACGCCAGAAUCCAGAGUACGCCAUCAAGCAGGUGGCCAACAUUCACAAUUUGCUCUGCGACAUUUGCCACACGAUCGAGGAGUACUUCACCUAUCCGCUGCUGGGCAUCAUUGCCAUAUCUUUCCUCUUCAUACUCUUCGACGACUUCUAUAUACUGGAGGCCCUGUUAAAUCCGAAACGCUUGGAUUAUUUUGAAGCCGACGAGUUCUUUGCCUUCUUCCUAACUCAAAUGAUCUGGUACAUUGUGAUCAUAUUUCUGAUCGUCGAGGCCAGCAGUAGCACCAUCAGGCACAGCAGCUGCAGCGCCGCCAUUGUGCACAAGAUUCUCAAUAUAACCGACGAGCCGGAGCUGAGGGAUCGGCUGUUUCGUCUCUCGCUGCAGCUCUCCCAUCGCAAGGUCAAAUUCACCGCCGCUGGAUUGUUUCGCUUGGAUCGCACGCUUAUUUUCACGAUAACUGGCGCCGCUACAUGCUACCUCAUUAUACUAAUACAAUUUCGCUCCACUCAUCACGUUGAAGACUUUGGAAGUACAAAUAAUACGGACUAUAUGUAACUGAACUAAGCUUAACAGCGUCUUUUAAAAAUCUUUGUAAUAUACACAUUAUUAAAGCUAUUUGUUAUCAAAAGUAUUUAGUCCAGACAUUAAUUGGAUUGGAUUAUAUAUGGAAAUGUUCUUCCAGGUGAACAUAACUGGCUUACUUUAUAGAAUCGAUCGUUUGUUAU